UACAGCCGCCUUUUUUCGAAAGAAGUAAAAAACGCAAACAAAAACAAGAAAUACGAUUGUUUACUUUUAGAAAAAAAUGGCUUUGCCACCCGAAAAAGUCGCUGAAUUAAAACAAAUCAUACAUAAUCAAUUAAGUCAGAUGGAUGUUCAUUCAAGAAUUCGGCAAGUUCUCUCAGAAUCCAUCCACGAAUUAGGUGGGCCGUCAUCCGACAAGGAGUUCGGUGAGCAAGAGUUAUUAGCAGCCCUCAGGGAGAAAGGUAUUGUGGACGACAUCAUGCGGCAGUUACAGAUUGGCGAAGACGUUGGUCAUGGACAGCAUGGUCAACACCCUCAAAGACCUGCUACCCAUUAUGUCAAUAAGGAAGAAAAAACACAAAGUAUACCCCUCUGUAAAGGUAAUGUAGACCCAACACGUCGUUACCUGUACCUACAGGUGCUGGAGGGCAAAGCGUUUCUUGAACACCUUCAAGAACCCCAACCGAUUCCAGGCCAGGUUACCUCAACAUUCAUGUUACAUGUCAACUUCCGAGGUCAAAGGUUCAAAUCCCGACCGGUCCCCUGUGCCUGUGAACCAGAUUUCCAAGAGGGAUUCUUGCUUGAAAUACACAAAGACAAAGGAGGAGAUGCAUCUAAGAUGGCUGACUGUACAUCAAUGCUUGCUAUAAGUGACCCCAUCCACCUAGUAUUAAUCAAGACUGAUAGUGAAGGGGACACCAGUCUAGUUUCCUCUCACCAUCUCGAAUGGAGGUCUGUCCUGUCCUCUGACAAUGCACGAAACACGAUGGCAGUUGAAAUAAUGGGUGUUGGUGGUGAAAAUAAAGUACCUGUAGGUGUGUUGCAAAUACGAUUAGAGUUGAUACCAACGCCCAAUCAGAUGCUGGCAAAAGACAUCAUUGCUGCACAAAUUAAUUUAGAGAAGAACAGACAAGCAGAAAGAGAAAGGUUGUUCUUAGUUUAUGCCAAGCAAUGGUGGAAAGAAUAUUUACAAAUAAGAGAGACGCAUCAACACAGAUUAGUAAAGAUAUUUGCACAGGAUGAAAAUGGAGUCAACCGACCUGUGUGUGCAUUUGUUAAACCUCUGAGGGCCGGCCGACUUUUAGACACGACACGUCAGGCUGCUCGAUUUGUCAGUGUCAUAGGCUAUGAAAGGGCGCCCUCACUAGGUGGUGGUAGUCAUCGGGAACUCUGGUGUAAUAUGCAUACAUUCUUUUGUAAGAAUAAAGGCGAUUGUGAAGAUCAUGCUGUGUUACUCUGUAAUCUCCUACUUGGGUUUGGCCUAGAUGCAUACGUAUGUGUCGGUACAAAGGCAAAGAACGUCCCACACACAUGGGUCAUGUCCAUUUCACCAGAUGGGGUCGUCAUGUUCUGGGAAAGCUUAACAGGGCAUAGAUAUGUACACCAGACAGUUGAUCCAGAUGACCCCCCAGCAGUUGACCAGCCAAGAGGGCAGUAUCCCUACAGAGCCAUUGGCUGUGUGUUCAACCAUCAAAGCUUCUAUGCUAAUAACCAGCCAUCGGACACGGUUGAAUUAUGUCGGUUUGAACUUCACGAUGACACCCUGUGGAAAGCAAUGAGUGUGGACGCAGUGCAGUCAGUAUGCGGACCAGGCAACCUGCCAAGUUGGCCAAACCAUUCCCCGCUUUGUCCAAACAUCACAGACGCUUCACUUGCCAGUAACGACCUUGAAUAUCAACUUAGAGGACUUGUAACGGACCAAAGAAAGGACUUAGGCCUGACAACAGUUUGGGAUGACCAGCUUAGUUACCUAUUGACCCCAUCACUAGCAGCUUAUGAGCAGGAGCGUGUGACGGGGGUGAGCUCAGGGAACGAAGAAUUCCAGCAUGCUAUCAGGAGAGCAGUGCCAGAUGGACAUACCUUCAAAGGCUUCCCAAUCCAGUUCAUCCAUCGCAAUGCAAGGAGAGCAUUUGCAACGUGCCUGAGGUCACAAGUCUGUGAGAAUAUUGUCUGCUGUCGUGGUGAUCAUGUUAGGUUAGCUGUACGUGUACGCGUGUUCACGUAUCCCGAAUCAGCCUGUGCCACGUGGGUGAUGUUUGCGUGCAAAUACAAAUCUAUAUUAUAGCCAUAUGAUGUGACGGAUGAACAUUCAUUGAACCAAAGCUGAAACAAAUGAGAUUGAGAGCAGCAGAUAUUCUAUCCUUGGUUCAAUUCACACUGAAAUACUAUUAUUACGAUAGUAUAACCUGACAUAGUAUUAAAAAACUAUUAAAGUCUGACCAAAAAAAAAUGACAUUGAUUGCAAAUAUUUAUUUGAAAUACAGUAAGUAAUAAUACUGAUAUAAUAACACCAUGCAAUAUUUAACAUCAUUAAAAUACUACUAUGCAUAAAUAAGUUAAGUAUUGCACGGCACAAAAAAAAUCAUUUAAUUACAAAAUAAAAUAUUGAAAUGAAAAAUUUAAAUGAUCAAAUACACUACUUCAUUUGUAAUUGAAAUAUUGUAUAUUUUUUGUAAAUUACCUUAUUUGUUGUGUCGUCUACCUGACAUUACUUUGUAAAGUGUAAAAUAAAUCCUUAUAUAUUAACAA
Anneissia japonica is the source of this 2544-nucleotide messenger RNA. Its product is annotated as centrosomal protein of 76 kDa-like. The transcript has 13 exons. The record is from RefSeq and is a predicted model, not a curated record. Lineage: Eukaryota; Metazoa; Echinodermata; Crinoidea; Comatulida; Comatulidae. Bases 77 to 2080 code for a protein of 667 amino acids.